UCAGGGCAUCGUCCUUCUUCGUUCGUUGCAAACUCAAUAAUAACAGCUUCUUCUUCUCUGUAACAAUGGAGGUAGAACCAAAAGAGCAGAAAACAUCGAGAAAAAAAGUAGCAGUGCUACCAUGGAUGAGAAAUCCAGUUGACGUUAGCUCGUUUAACAAGUGUCCUCUUACUCAGCUUCCGUUUCUUCACCCUAGGCUGGAAGAGGCUUUGUGCAAUGGUGGAAUUGAAUCACUUUUUCCUGUUCAAGUUGCUGUAUGGCAAGAGACCAUGGGCCCUGGCUCCUUUGAAAGAGAUAUUUGUGUGAAUUCACCAACUGGAAGCGGGAAAACCUUAGCCUAUGCAUUGCCAAUCGUACAGAUUCUUUCAACUCGUGCUGUCAAAUGUCUUCGAGCGUUAGUGGUUUUGCCAACUCGCGAUUUGGCUUUGCAGGUUAGGGAUGUUUUUGCGACUAUUGCACCUGCAGUCGGGUUAUCUGUCGGUUUGGCAGUUGGUCAAUCGUCAAUAUCAGACGAAAUUUCAAUGCUAAUCGAGAGACCGAAGUUAGAGGCAGGAAUCUGUUACGAUCCCGAAUCACGUCCCGUUGAGUUGCAAAGUGCCGUAGAUAUAUUAGUCGCCACACCUGGACGACUUAUGGAUCAUAUUACUAACACUAAGGGUUUUACACUUGAGCAUCUUCGUUUUCUGGUAGUUGAUGAAACAGAUCGAUUGCUACGUGAAGCAUAUCAAUCAUGGCUUCCUACAGUGCUUCAGUGUACCAGCUCUAGUGUUGAUGGUCUCUUUGCGUGUAACAGCAAUCCACUUUCUUUUGGUUUUGGUUCGUUAAAGACUACAAGAAGAGUUGGCGUUGAGAGGGGAUUUAAGAAUAAACCGUACCCGAGGCUUGUGAAGAUGGUUCUAUCCGCCACACUAACCCAAGAUCCGAGCAAGCUUGCUCAACUCGAUCUGCACCAUCCAUUGUUCUUGACUACGGGGAAGAUACGUUAUCAGCUUCCAGAGCACUUGGAGUCCUUCAAAUUGAUAUGUGAACCGAAGCUGAAGCCUCUGUACCUGGUUUCUCUUUUACAAAGCUUACAAGGGGAGCAAUGCAUUGUUUUCACAUCAUCGGUCGAGUCAACUCACAGACUAUGCACUUUGAUUAAAUUUUUCGGGGAUUUAGGGAUUAAGGUCAAGGAGUAUUCGGGUCAUCAACAUCAAAGUGUUAGAAGCAAGACAUUGAGGGGAUUCCGAGAAGGGGUAAUACAAGUUGUUGUUUCUUCCGAUGCAAUGACACGUGGAAUGGAUGUUAAAGGGGUUAGAAAUGUAAUUAAUUACGAUAAGCCUCCAUACAUUAAAACGUAUAUUCAUCGUGCUGGUCGCACUGCAAGAGCGGGGAAUCAUGGGCGCUGCUUCACCUUGUUACAUGAAGAUGAGGUCAAACAAUUCAAGAAACUCUUGAAGAAAGCCGACAUUGAUUCUUGCCCGACAUAUACGGUUCCAUCGGAUUCCGUACAGUCACUUCGUUCAACCUAUGAUGAAGCUUUGGAGAAACUAAAAGAGAGCGUUGAAGUGGAAACGUUCAAGAAACAAAAGGCCGGAAUCAAGUCUUCAAUCAAGAGGAAGCGAUGAAUCUCGCUUAUAAUAUUGUUGUAUUUUAACUCGUUUGAAUCAAGUUAUCUUAGUUUUGUGGUUGCAGUUAAUCAACUGCUUCAGUUUUGCAGUUCAUAGGGAGCCAGGUGAUCAGUUUCGGUUAAUUUGUUACUUCAUUAUUGCAUGUAAUAUUCAUCCCGUUCGGGUUUAAUUGCUUAAACAUUUUACAUUUGUCCUC
Helianthus annuus (common sunflower) is the source of this 1806-nucleotide messenger RNA. RefSeq names its product DEAD-box ATP-dependent RNA helicase 1-like. The transcript has 9 exons. Gene Ontology annotation, molecular function: ATP binding; nucleic acid binding. Bases 66 to 1607 code for a protein of 513 amino acids. The record is from RefSeq and is a predicted model, not a curated record. Lineage: Eukaryota; Viridiplantae; Streptophyta; Magnoliopsida; Asterales; Asteraceae. Gene Ontology annotation, cellular component: nucleus.